Dreissena polymorpha is the source of this 1442-nucleotide messenger RNA. Its product is annotated as FMRFamide peptide receptor frpr-18-like. Gene Ontology annotation, molecular function: G protein-coupled receptor activity. The coding region runs from base 91 to 1272 and encodes 393 amino acids. The record is from RefSeq and is a predicted model, not a curated record. Gene Ontology annotation, biological process: G protein-coupled receptor signaling pathway. The transcript has 2 exons. Gene Ontology annotation, cellular component: plasma membrane. Lineage: Eukaryota; Metazoa; Mollusca; Bivalvia; Myida; Dreissenidae.
AGUAGAUGGUGAUGCAGCUAUAAAUUACGUUUGCGGUGAUUGACUUGGAAGUGUUCAGUUAACCAGGCUGUGAGUUGACAACGGGAUUUCAUGACGGAAUGUAACAACGAAUUUGUGAGAAUGACAAACUUGACUCUGUCGACAGAAGUCAUGACGGGGUACAACUGUUCGGCGCUUUACCGUCCGUCAUCUAACGAAUCAUUGCUCUGUACAGACUCGACUCUGACGGCCGAUGGUACUGGAGAAUCCCUUGCAUCUGCAGAGAUGUACCUUGUCCCAAUUAUAGCAGGGUUUGGCAUUGUAGGAAAUACUCUGGCGUUUAUUGUCUUCAGGCAUAAGUCAAUCCGAGAGAACUCCUCCAGUUUCUUUUUGGCGGUCAGAAGUUUGUCAGAUAUCGGUUUCCUAGUUACGCUUCUGAUUAUUUGGACGUCAUCCGUGUUUGGACUUUAUUUAAGCAGGAUCCUUCUAGUUUGCAAGACGCUUAUUUUUCUGUCUUAUGUGUUCGGAUGCUUGUCCGUUUGGCUGGUAGUAUUGGUAACAGCGGAAAACUAUAUUCGAAUAUGCAAACCGGCUUUGGUCAAAAUUGUUUGUAAAACUAGAAAUGCUAAACUGAUAUGUCUGCUCUUAGUUAUAUCCAUUUUAAUCAGUUACAGUUUUCCGUUUUGGACUAUGACCGAUGAUUGCACGCCAUUACACAUUCAUUAUGAAUUCGUUACGGUAAUGGUGUAUAUCGAUUCAGUGUUUACGUUAUUCCUGCCAUCGAUUGUCAUAUUAAUUUUAAUGGCGCAAAUUGCAGUGUCCCUAAUCAAUUCUAAUAAUCGUCGUAGGCGAUUGGGAAAAUUUCCAAUAGCCGGAAAAAUGAACAUUUUCACAAAAGUGACUCAAAUGCUUUUUGCUGUGACCUUGGUAUUUGUCAUCCUGAAUAUUCCAUCUCAUGUGGUCCGACUUCGUCUGGUGAUUGCGAGCUUUUUCAAGAACAGCCUUGCAAUCAGGACAUCAGACGCCAUCGCACAGUCCAUCGCAACUAUGCUUUACUACGCCUCCAUGGCCAUAAAUGUGAUAAUUUACUUAACGUUUGGGAGUCGCUUUCGUCAAGCCUUGGUUCGUAUCAUUCGAGGUGAGGAAUUCCGCACUAAUCGCCUGUGCCACGAACGAGAGAGAAUGACACGCAUGUCGAUGUCGAUGCAAACGAUUCCCACACAGUGUUCAACAAAUAACAAUUUGCUCAAUAUUGAAACAAGUAUGAAAAGAGCUCAUAGUGCUGAAAUCUAAUAAUUUGUGUAGAAUUCAAUGAUUGCAAUUUCUGCGAUGUCAUAUCUGAUUUUAUUUUAACUCUCGAAUUUACCAGCGCGAAAAAUCUAUCCAACUCAUUUUACUUUCGUGUUAUUGUAUUACUACAUUUUAGUAUCAAUUUUUAAUAAAUUUCAAUUCUGAGUGUUAUU